ACAGAAAUCAGAUCCUUCAACACGAAUCCAGGCUCAUUUGGAAAUUCGUAGGUUUGUGUUUGUAGUAUUGAAAACAGCCUUAGAGCAAGAUGCAAAAUCAAAAAUCGGUUAAUCGAACAAAGGUGCACGAAAAGGUCUAGCUUGUAUUUGUGAUCCAUCUUUCUUCGGUUCUGACAAAUGGACUUUCCUUUCUGCAAAAAACCUGAAUUACAUUACAUCAUUAACAAUGUCAAUAACAGCAUUCAAUUUCGAUCUCUUAGCAGUUUUUUCAGUCAAGGUGUCAAGGCGAAGUCUCUAUCUGGAUUCUAUUCAUUGCACCCCAUCCACCUGCAAGCUGACGAAACAGACUCUGGCUUAUCCAGACAAGUGUUCAACAUCUUAGACUAGAAAAUUGAUAAGCAAAAAAUUGAUAACAAACACAAUUUUUUUCUAAAAAAUUUUUCAAUUCAAAUUCAAAACUUCGAAACGUAUCUCUGAAUAGUUAUUAGUGAACCUGGACAUGCAAAAUAUCAAUGGCUCUUCAAGACAUAUUAUUUGAAUUCCUGCAUCAUGAAAUAGUCGCUUAUUUCAAUGAAAAACAAGACAAGGAGAAAGAAGAUGUUUCUGAUUUAGAGUAUAUUGGUUACUCAUGCGGUUACCGUAUUGUCGAGAGAUUAACCAAAGACUGGCCCCGUUUCAAAGAAGAACUCGACAUGCUGAAAUUUCUCUGCACUGAUUUCUGGUCUUCCAUUUACAAAAGACAAGUUGAUAAUUUACGAACUAAUCAUCAAGGUGUUUACGUUCUACUCGACAACGAUUUUAGAUUUUUCAGUCGAAUGUCCUCUGGAAAUCAGUAUUUGGAACAUGCUCCUUUGUACGUGACAUUCACUUGUGGGUUGGUAAGAGGAGCGUUAGCAAAUUUAGGCCUUAACUGCGUCGUAUCAGCGGAAGUUCAUUCAUUACCUGCUUGUAAAUUCAACAUCAGGGUUCAAAAGUCUUGAACUUGAAGUAUUUUCCCAAAUUGUCGCCUUUUUGAAAAAUGGCUGAAGAUUGUCGUUCUUGUUUUUUCGACAAAAAUUUCCAAAAAGUCUUGGUUUCCUGCUUAAACUGCCAGUCUUGGUUUUCUCUGUAAAUUGACAAGAAAAAUUUCAUUUUUUUCCCCAAAAAUUCCAAAAAAAACUCAAUAGCUAAAAAGCGUUUUCUUUGCUAAAAUUGCCAAAAUCUUGCAUUUUUCCAAAAAUUGUCAAAAAUUCUCACAUUUUCACAAAUUAUUAAAAAUUUUGCUUCUUAGCAAAAUGCUAGUUUUUUAAAAUAAGAUUCCAAAGUCUCACAUUUCUCCAAAAGUUGUCCAAGUCUCUCUUUUUCAACAGAAAUUUCGAAAAAAUAUGAUCAUUUUUUGGCUCCCAAUAAUUACAUGAAAAAAAGGCCCUAUUUUAUUCUAAAAUUGUCAUAGUUUUGCACUCUUGCUCUUAUACUUUUUUUUACAAAAAUGUUUUUUAGCAAAAUUGCUAAGAUUUUUUUUUCAAGAAUCAUGCGAAAAUCUUCGUUUUCUUUUUGCUGAAAGGUAUUUCCAAAAAUUGGCAAACGUUUCGCAUUUUUUUUUAGUUUAGCAAAAAGUUGUAAAAUCAGUUCAACUCAUGAAAAUUGAUUUUGUUGGUCAUUUUCCCCUGUAUUAAAAUGUUUUUUUACUAUUUUUUUUUGAAAAAAUCGAGUACGAGUUUUGAUUGGUACUCUAUUACUUUCGUUCAUUGUAAACAUAUUGUUUUUAUACUGUAAUAUUUUCGUUAUCGUUAUCAAAUAAUAAGGAAAUACAUUAUUCAUUCCAUUAA
Messenger RNA from Planococcus citri (citrus mealybug), 1808 nucleotides. Its product is annotated as trafficking protein particle complex subunit 6b-like. Lineage: Eukaryota; Metazoa; Arthropoda; Insecta; Hemiptera; Pseudococcidae. Gene Ontology annotation, cellular component: TRAPP complex; trans-Golgi network; cis-Golgi network. The coding region runs from base 513 to 980 and encodes 155 amino acids. The transcript is spliced from 5 exons. The record is from RefSeq and is a predicted model, not a curated record. Gene Ontology annotation, biological process: endoplasmic reticulum to Golgi vesicle-mediated transport; regulation of GTPase activity.